AAUUUUUGUCAACUACGUCCGGAGGAAAAAGUUAUUUACUUGGGAAUAGACUGCACGGCUGAAAGUUUACAUAUCGGUCAUUUGUUUUUGUUGUUCCAAACUAUUCGUUUUGCCCGAGAGGGAUUUUGGGUGCUUUUGGUAUUAGGAGGAGCCACUAGCAAAAUCGGUGACCCCAGCGAUAAACUACAAGAACGACCACAAUUAGGCAACGAAAAAUUAGCCGAGUAUGAACGAGCAAUAAAAUCCCAAUUGGAAAGGAUUUUUUUUGCUCCAUUGCAAUUAACUAAUUUAGAUUUGGCUCCGUUGGAAGCCUUUGUUGAUUUUAUUGACCAAGCCGGCCGCAAUAUUAGCAUUAAUUACUUGCUGGCUAAGGAAACGAUUAAACAACGCCGAGAAACUGGUCUGUCUUAUGCAGCAUUUAGUUAUUCACUCCUCCAAGCCUAUGAUUUUUAUUAUUUAUAUAAAAAUUAUAAUUGUCAUGGGCAGUUGGGAGGGAGCGACCAAUGGGGUAAUUUAACGACCGGAUUAAAACUAAUCCGUGGUAUUUACCUCGACAGUAAAACCUUUGGCUUUACCUUUAAUAUGCUGGUUGAUAAAGAAGGGAAAAAACUCUCCAAAUCUGAGAACAAGAAAGGAAUGAUUUGGUUAGACGAAAAAAAAACCUCUCUUAAAGAAUUAUAUGAUUUUUUUCGGAAUAUGCCCGACCCGCAAGCCACAACAUUUAUCCAGCAAUUUACUUUUUUGCGAGAAGAACAAAUUAAAGAAUUAUUAAAAUUAAAUAAUCCACCCCGGCUAAGAAUACUCCAAAGAAUAUUAUACGAACUAAUAUUUAUCCUUAAUUAUCGUUAUUAUCAAAGGAUUUUUGAUUAA
This is a messenger RNA of Racocetra fulgida, 870 nucleotides long. NCBI's taxonomy places the organism in Eukaryota, Fungi, Glomeromycota, Glomeromycetes, Diversisporales, Gigasporaceae. The record is from the annotation of a GenBank genome assembly.